Messenger RNA from Paramormyrops kingsleyae, 2580 nucleotides. Its product is annotated as PH and SEC7 domain-containing protein 2-like. Gene Ontology annotation, molecular function: guanyl-nucleotide exchange factor activity. The record is from RefSeq and is a predicted model, not a curated record. Gene Ontology annotation, biological process: regulation of ARF protein signal transduction. Lineage: Eukaryota; Metazoa; Chordata; Actinopteri; Osteoglossiformes; Mormyridae.
AUUGAUUUGUUCGUAGGUGUCAAAUAUCGAGAUGUAGUUGGUAAAGAAGGCCUACAGUUACAGUGCCGAAAGCCCUAACAGGAAAGCGGGGAAGUGCAGCCGCGGUGAGAGGCGCUGCCGUCGGACACUCCGCCCCUUCCCCCGUGCUUCGGGGCCGCAGCUAUGGAUGCGGACCAUCCCGAGGCUCGGCUGUGCCCGUCCUGCGGCGGCCAGCCGAUUAAUCCGCCAGCUGAUCUCGAAGACAGAUCGUAUGAAAUCCCGAAAGCCUCUGGCGUCAUGUGGGCGUUGAGUCAGAAAUAAAAGCGGACCGAUGAGGUUCCCUUCACGCCUGAGACAGAAGAUGGAUUUCAGCAGCAGUCGGAAUAAGGUCUCGUUUGGUACGCCGUACGAUUGAGGGUGGUAAAAUGUGGAGAAAGGAAUAUGACGCGCACUUUGAAUAUCUCUUGCAUCUACUCGAUUCCAGCCGGUCCGGCGUCUCCCCGGACACAGCGUCGGACUCCCACUCGGAGCUGGGCAGCUCGGGCCAGCUGGAGCAGAGCGGCAGGGAUGUGGUCGUCAAGGGCGGCAGCGCCGACAGAGACGCUGCCAAACACCUGGCUGGGAGGCUCUUUCGUCUGGAAGGGUUCAGGCGCCGUGAUGUGGCUCAACACCUGAGCAAGAAUAACAAGUUCAACCAGAUGGUGGCAGCAGAGUACUUGAACUUCUUCAACUUCACAGGCCUGACCUUAGAACAAGCACUAAGGACGUUCCUGAAGACCUUCCCCCUGACGGGAGAGACGCAGGAAAGGGAACGCAUCCUGGCUCACUUUUCCAGAAGGUUCUCCUCGUGCAACCCGGUCUCCCACGUGUCCGAAGAUGGCAUCCACGCGCUGACUUGUGCCCUCAUGCUGCUAAACACGGACCUGCAUGGACAUAACCUCGGCAGGAAGAUGACCUGUCAGCAGUUUAUCCGCAACCUGGACGGCCUCAACGGUGGUGGCAACUUCCCCAAGGACUUGUUAAAGGCAUCGUACCACUCGAUAAGGAAUGAGAAGCUGGACUGGGCCCCCGAGGAAGAGAAGCCUUUAUCGGGGACGGAGGACAGAGGCGGCGCGGCAGUGAAACCUUCAGAGAGCAGGAAUCCCGUCAUCAGUGGCCCGCUCUCGCCCGGCAGGACCACGCACAAACACGGCACCCUGCUACGCAAAGUCCUGUUUGAAAUGGAUGGCAGACCCGCGCCAAGAGUACGCCGUAGCUGGAAGAAGUUCAGUGUUGUCCUGCGGGGGGCAGUCUUGUACCUCCAGAAGACACAUGCUGCUUUGUCUCCACCUGGUGGUGAGGAUGAAUAUAACCCUGACAAGGAGCCGUCGGAGGUGAACCUAAAGGACCGCCUGUCUGUGCAUCACGCCUUGGCCUCCCGGGCCAGCGACUAUGGCAAGAGGCCCAACGUGUUCAAGCUGAAGACGUCCGACUGGAAGGUGUUCCUCUUCCAGGCCCCGAGCGAGGAGGAGAUGGUGUCAUGGAUCCGGCAGAUCAACCUGGUAGCUGCCCUCUCCUCUGCACCAGCCCUCCCAGCACCUGUCGGUUCCAGGAGGAAGUUCUGCAGACCCUUCCUGCCCUCGUCCACCACCAGGCUGAGCCAGGAGGAGCAGCUAAAGAGCCAUGAGAACAAACUCAAGCAGAUCUGCUCGGAGCUCGAGAGCCACACCAGGACCCCCACAGACGCCACGGGCUGGGAGGAGCGGCUGGCCAUGGAGCAGUACCUCACUUUCGAGAGGGAGCGAUACGGGGCGUACGUCUCGCUACUGCGUGCCGAGCUGGAGGGAGGCGACCCGGGCCGACGUCAGGAAAGCCCCCCGAGGGAGGGGAGCAUCCCGCCCGGACCCCCCAGCAGGACCACCGCCAGCCGGCGGAGCUGAUGCCCCUCUGCGAGAUGCACCCGUCUCUCCAGCUGCGCCUCUGCUGGACAACCGAGGAACUGCAACCGGACGGGAGGCACUGUGGGCAUUUUUAGCGACAGGUCAAAAAUUGAACACAAGGAAAAGGAAAUGGAAGCACAGCAAUUUUUAGGGGUCCAAUAGGGGUGAAGUGAAGGAGAGCUCCGGGUCUGCUACCCCCCCCCUCUGCAUGUGGGGGGCACAGCAGUCUCCAACAUCAUCCCUUCUCGUCUUCCUGUGCGGAAAUAGGACAGCCAGGAAGCUGGACCGUACCAGAGGCAUGGCGACCCUUGCAGCAGACCAAGCCCCCCCCCACCCCCCCAGCUGAGCAUUUCCCCCAGAUCGGGAAUAAGCGGCUGUAACAAUCUGUCAUUUUGUUUUAUCGAAUUUCAUAAAAGCAUUUUAGUUUCACGUCUAUUUCUCUACCAAUGUUUACGACACCAGUUUCAGCAGAAGAAUGUUAUUUAGUUGUCCUAAUGUAAUGUUACAUUAAAACAAUUAGGUUUGUAUUUAUUAAGUUAUCCUAAUGCCUUUUUCAUAUGGUUACUGUACUCUGUCAUUGUAACCUUAUUUAUUUUUCCUUCAUUUCUAAUUUAUUUUCCCUGCCACCUUGGACACAUUGUAUUCUUUAGCUAAAUUGCAUCAUAAAAAAAUUAUUAGUUUA